Aspergillus versicolor CBS 583.65 is the source of this 889-nucleotide messenger RNA. RefSeq lists its product as uncharacterized. Lineage: Eukaryota; Fungi; Ascomycota; Eurotiomycetes; Eurotiales; Aspergillaceae. Bases 232 to 729 code for a protein of 165 amino acids. The transcript has a single exon. The record is from RefSeq and is a predicted model, not a curated record.
GCUAAACGUGGAUACCGAGUCCAUCGUGUUCGGACGCACCGUCAACCCGUAUAACCGGGCAUUCGUAUCAGCGACGCCUAGGAACUGCAAAAGGAGUAGACAGAAUUACAGGAUCUAUCAUAACUUCGAGUGCUCCUAUUUAGCGAACUACAUACAGAUAUUGUCAAAGUGACGGGGAUAAUCACCAAACGGACUCCUCCGUCGGCGCUGUCUAUUCAGUAUCUACGCACAAUGAAUGCGCGGAUCAGUACCCUGGUCCGACAAAUGCACGAAGCUUGGAAUUAUGAUGGGAAACUUGUUGAUACAUUGCUCUGGGUUCCUGCUCCUCGUACGGCCGUGCCGUUUGAUAAGUACACUUAUCUUGGGUUCACGAGGUUAUUCAAUGUGAUCGACUGGCCGGCCAUGGCUCUCCCGCUUGGGAUGUUUGUGGACAAGUACAUCGAUAUAAAGACGGGGAUAACCCUGUUUAAUGCACUAGACGAUGGGAUUCAGGGUCUUUAUGAUCCAGAGUCCUUCCACGGUCUGCCAUUGUCCGUUCAACUAAUCGGUCGGAGGUUCGAGGACGAGAAGCUUCUUGCUGUCUCACGUUGUGCACGAUAUAAUUGCAGACCGACGUCAAAUAUGUGGAAAUACACAUAUAUAGGAUCUAUGAUGGAGGUUGGUAGUUUAGAGACAAUACCAAACCAAGAAACACCACCCCUGGUAUCCCUCUCCGUUGGAACAGGAUAGAAGAGCGCCUUAAUUCUGGCAUCCCGCUCGCAUCAAGACCAGGACCUGCUCUGAAAUGAGUUCUAAUAAAUUUCUCCCUCUGUAUUGAAUCCGCCAGCUUAAUCUUAGCAACUAAAAAGCAAAUCCCAUUUCAAAUGGAUAAUCGCCGACAACUCUAAAG